Molecule: messenger RNA, 2361 nt
Organism: Symbiodinium sp. CCMP2592
Lineage: Eukaryota; Dinophyceae; Suessiales; Symbiodiniaceae
Source: the annotation of a GenBank genome assembly
AUGUUCGAUGUCCCUUUACGACAAGCCCGUGAGUUCCAAGUGCAGAACGUGAAUCUGGCACGUUUUGCCCUCUUCCGAGAAGACAUCCGUGACCUUGCAGCUUUGACGACUGACAAGGUGGCGAACCUGCUGGUUGUCAACACUCUCAAGGCUAUGCGAACUUGGGCGCUGUACUUCAAUUUCGACCGCACCGACAGCGGAUUCCAAGAACGGACCUAUCAGGAGGAUCAGCUCGCUGUACUUCUGGGAAUGACUCUCCUGACGUCCUUUUUUUUCCUGAUGACUUCGAUAUGGUUCGCUAUGCACGCGCUGCAGCUGGCUCAAGCUAUCACUACCAAGCUUCUGGUGCAGGUCGUGCGCAUUCCCAUGCCAUCUGAGAACGAGAUUGCCAAGGCAUCCACCGAAGGAAAAGAUUUCGAGCUGAACUUUCGCGAGGCGCUCCGACUGCCGUUCGUUCGUCCUGCGGCGCUCAACAAGGACACUCUGCGGGAUCAAAUGAAGGACGUCGGCCGUCAGUUGCCGCAGUUGGCCGAAGAGGUGAACCGGGAGGACUCCAGGCUAUCAAACGACACCCGUGCAGCCAGCCCGGCGGCGGCUCCAUCUCCGACAGAUUCCAAAGGCACGCCGUUGCUGCAGACGACGAGACCCAUGAAUUUGGAGGUGUCGAUGCAGGAGCUGCUGCACUGCCUGCCUCCUCACGCUGCCGGAGCUUUCUCCGAGAUGGAGCCGCAUCUGAAGCUACUUUGCUUAGUGGCAUCUGCCUGGCAGCCUUUUGACCUGUACAGCCGGGUUACUACAGUCCUCGGAUCUUCCUGUCUGUUCAGUGGCUUGGCAUAUUUCUCCUUGUACUACAACAAGUUUGACGUUGACGGAAGCAGCAGCAUGCCCACGGAGGCUUGGUGCAGCUUUUUGUUUAUGUCGACAUUGGCUUGGUGGAACCUCACCAUCGAGAUUUCAGGUAGCAAGCUGGACCUUUUCGUUGCUGCACUGCUAAUUCUGGUUGGUCCGACGCUGUGGGUGGCCUCGAACAAGCCGACACUACAUGCCAGCGUGAUGCAGCAUUUCGGCUACCCGGUGUUGGUGACCAUCCAGGCCUCCUGGAUUUGCUUCUUGGGCAUCCGAGCCUUCACGUGUGGUGGGGAGUGGCCUCACUUUUUCACGAGCACCCGCUACCUGAACGUUGUCCACAAGCAACGGGGUCCCAUCGAAAUCCCCGUGGACAUCGCGCGGAAGGUGCAUGAAGACGAGGAUACUUCCACGGAGUCAUCUGUCAAUUUCAAGGAUUCGCAGCAUGCCAUGGCCUUGGCGCAGCCGCUGAUCGAUGUCUUAAGUUGCAUCGGCGAUUUGCCUCAGUCCUCCUCUUCCCGUGCGGCUGUGUUCCAGGCCAGAGACUGGCUGAGAGAGGCUGCGCGUGCUGCUGGUGUGUUGCGCACAUCUUUGAUGGUCAAGGGCUUUUGGAUCUACCUGCCAAUGACGGGGCUGGACAACGAGGGUGCUGUGCCCCACUGGGUGGAUAUUCACAGCAUUGACUUCCCGAGUCUUGGCAGUUCGGCGACUGAAGCAUUUAUGCUGCCGGAGCUACUCCAAGCUGCAGACCUGGCUGCGGAGACCCUGCACGCACAAGCCGUGCACUGGACCGUGCAUGACAUGCUCAGACUUGCAUCCUACGGAGGGGAACCCGUCACUGGCGUGAACAGCUUCCUCUUUCAGUUCGAGAACAUCUCGGAGCGGAUGCGAACUUUCGUGCCUUCUGCGGACUAUCUCUUCAAAGUUGCAAUGGGCUUGGUGUCACUGUUUUGGAUCAUGGUUUGGGUAUGGUCCAUCAUGGCUGCCACGGAGCUAUUCCGGAAAGUCUCCCUGAGCGGCACGAUGCAGCCCUUCGCGCUGGACACUCCGUGGCGCACAGUGACUUCUUUCGGCUGCACGCUGGAAGGAGAGCACUAUGUCGUGACAGAUUCCGUGGUCGUUCAGAUCCUGUCAGAGGAGGGAAACGUCUGGCUCCAAUUCGGUGCUUGUGAUGGUGCCCCGAUCCUUGCUGUGGAUUUUGGCCAGCAGGGCGAGGUGGUCGCCACCUGCGAGAGAGGCAUCCAAGCCACCUGGCUGUCCGGUGCGAAGGUGCAAGAUCAGUUCUGGGUGUCCAACAUCUCGAACUUGCAGGAUGUUUCAGUGGACCGGUCGCCGUUGCAGGACACGUAUCACCUGGAUGCAAUCGCUAUCAGCGGCACACGUCUCCUCGGCUUGCGGUACCACCCAGACUCCACGUGGCAGGAAGUUGGCAUACUAAACGUGCCUCCACAUAAGGGCCUCUUCACGGCAGUGGCUGUUAGAAUGGGACGUGCUGCUUGGCUUGAAGUUCCAAGG